Messenger RNA from Python bivittatus (Burmese python), 1715 nucleotides. NCBI's taxonomy places the organism in Eukaryota, Metazoa, Chordata, Lepidosauria, Squamata, Pythonidae. The record is from RefSeq and is a predicted model, not a curated record.
CCUUCCCUGCCAAAGGCUUUGAAAACAUUCACUUCCCUCUGGCAUUUUCCUACAGGCAGAUCUCCCCCUGGAGGGUCCUGCUCCUGACUGGGCUGGUCCUUGCACGCACAGUCCAGGGGAGAAACCACGGCACCCUGCACCUUGACCAGGCAUCAGAGCCCCAGCACCGACACCAGCCAGCCCACGGGACGUGGACACACUGGGGCAGCUGGAGUGCCUGUUCCAGUACCUGCGGGGAUGGCGUCUCCUUCCGGACCCGGAGGUGCAUCCGGUUCCCUGAGGAAGAGCCCUGCAGAGCGGAGCGCAGGCAGUACCGCGUCUGUGAGUUGAAAGCCUGCCCAGCUGGCACCGUCCCCUUCCGGGCAAUGCAGUGCGCUCUCUACAACAGCAAACCCAUCUUGGGGGGACAGACGCGGUACCAGUGGGUUCCCUUCCACGGAGCUGCCAACCUCUGUGACCUUAACUGCCUAGCAGUGGGGCACAAUUUUUACUACACCUUUGGCCGAGUCUUGGACGGAACCCCCUGCAGCCCAGCUUUGCCAGAUCUCUGCAUCAGUGGCCGGUGCUUGAGAGCCGGUUGUGAUGGAAUCCUCGGCUCCGAUGCGCUGGCCGACGCCUGCGGCGUUUGUGCGGGCAGGAAUGAGUCCUGCAUCUUCGUCCAGGAAGCCUUCUGGGCGGCGUUUCCCACCUCCGGUGAUAGUGGAGCUGACAAAUGCACACCAGGAACUAAAGGGCUACUUUUGAAUGAGGGGGCUAAAGUGUACGCCAGCAAGUAUGAAGUGGGACGUUGGGGGUCUGUGCCUGGAAGCAGGAAGCCCUCGCUGGUGAGAAUGGCGGGUCAUGCUCUAGUGAACUGUGAGCCCAAAGGCGCUCUGCUCAGCACCGGCAACGCAGUUUCCGAACACAGAACUGCCGAUCUUCCGGAAGACUCUGCUGACCCCAGCCAGGACAGUGGAGUAGCAGUAUGUGCCCUGAUGAAUGCAGACCAGCACUACGUCCUCAACGGGGAGUGGGCCAUUGACCAGCCAGGCGCAUACGAGGUGGCGGGCACCAAAUGGCACUACACUCGCACGGGCAGUGUGCAUGAGACCCUUGAGGCGGCUGGACCCACAAGCGAGGACUUGUUUCUCAUGGUCCUCUUUCAGGAGGAGAACCUCGGCAUAGAUUACCAGUUCUGGGUGCCAAGGGACCGCGCACAAGAGGGAGCCCAUGCUCUGCGCCAGCCCCAGGCCAGAGAGGUGGAGGCGCAUCACCCAGAAGAGCUUGCAGAUUUCCCCGAAGCCACCACAGCAACGCACCGCUUCGCAAAGGCCCAGGAGGUAGCCAAGGAGGGGUCGCAGAAGGAGGUCACCCCAGCACCGCUGAGGACCUCUACAGCGCCAGGUAGCUCUGGGGCAGCAGCAGCAGCAGCAGCAGGACCCUGCGGGAAGUGCGACCUGCCGAGGGGGAAAUCGCAGCGCCUGCAGCACUACUGCACCAGCGACUUCGAUAGCGUUCAGUCCUAUUUGCAUUUUGGGAAGGGUAUUGGAAAAGCGGGACCUAUCCAGAGGAGAGCAAACAAGGUGACACGGGACCUGGAGAGGAAAAACGAUGAGGAACAGUUGGGGAUGUUGGGGCCAAUGUUGACAGAACUGGGAGGCUCAGACGUGACCUCCAUGGAGUCUGAACUUGCCCCUGCCCUAAAGCUCUCUUUGGAAAGGAGGCGACAACCCUGA